Molecule: messenger RNA, 621 nt
Organism: Hemisphaericaspora subhashii
Lineage: Eukaryota; Fungi; Ascomycota; Pichiomycetes; Serinales; Debaryomycetaceae
Gene: SNL1
Product: Snl1p
Exons: 1
Coding region: 1-621 (206 amino acids)
Biological process (GO): protein stabilization
Cellular component (GO): nucleus; cytoplasm; cytosol
Molecular function (GO): adenyl-nucleotide exchange factor activity; protein-folding chaperone binding
Source: RefSeq, a predicted model, not a curated record
AUGGAUAAAGUGAAUGAGCAGUUGAAUGGAUUGAAAAAUAGAAUUCCUGUUGUAGUUGACGAAUUUCAACAUUAUGUUGAACUUAUAAAGGAUCAGAUUCCAACCAAUUAUGAAGAAUUACAACCUCAUAUUGAUUAUAUCAAAUCUAUUACUAAAGAUGAUGUUAUAAAUGAUUUUAAAGAAUUGAAAGUAUCACCAAUUACCAUUUCAUUAACGUUGGUAGCUUUAACUACUUUAUUAAUCUUUGGUAAGAUUUUCCUGAGUGGUGGUUCUUCCACUACUUCAAGUUCUGAUAAGAAAUCAACCAAAUCAAAGAAACCAAAGAAGAAACUUAGUAAAGCUCAAAAGGCAAAUAAAAGUAUUCAAGCUAUUUUAGAUUUUGUUGAAUCAGAAUAUGUUCCUCAAAUUGAUAAAUACAUAGAUAAUUACAAAAGUUUAAAGUCAGAUGAAGCUGAAUAUAAAUAUAAUUACUUUGAAGAAAUGUUAUUAAAAGAAUUAAUGAAAUUAGAUGGAAUUGAUGUAUCUAGUAAUGAUAUCUUGAGAGAAAAUAGAAGGAAAGUUGUUAAGUUUAUUCAAGAUCAUCAAAAGAGAUUAGAUAAACUUAAAAAGGAAUUUAAAUAA